AUUCCAAACAAAACCAGAGCCACAGGGGCACCAAAAACACUUCCCUCGAAUAAGAAAAGCCCCGACAGCGCUCUGUAGCUCACUAGAAAAAGAAAAAAUAAUUAUAAAAAAGAAAGACCUUUCUUCUUCAAUUAAUUUUUUUUUCUUUCUCGAUCAUACGGGCGUUUCUGGUGCUGUUUUUUUUAUUUUUUAUUUUAUUUUUUGUGUAUUACUUUAAUUUAUAUCACUCAAGAUGGCAGCUAGUGAAUCAAAGAAGAAGAAGAUAGCCAUCAUCGCCGUAUUGGUUGUACUUCUGGUGGCGAUGAUAGUGGCGGUGACGGUGGGUGUCAAAAUGGCCAAAAAGGGCAACAAGAAGCCUGCCAAGGUUGGUGCGAAGAAAAAGGCCAUCGAGACCAUAUGCCAGGCCACCACCUACAAAGAAACCUGCCAAAGCAGCCUCGAAAAGGAGACGGGUGACACCACCGACCCGAAGGACCUGAUCAAGGCCGAGUUCCAGGUGGCGGCGGACAAAGUUAAUGAGGUGAUCAAGAACUCGAACACCUUGAAAGAGUAUGCCAAGGAUCCAAUGGCCAGCCAGGCUCUGGGCGUGUGCAAGGAAUUGUUGGAAACCGCAGUUGAAGAUCUCCUCGGGGCGGUUGAUAAGAUGGGGCCAUUCGAUGUUAGCAAGAUCAGUGACUACCUUGCAGAUCUCAAGGUGUGGCUGAGCGCCGCCGUCAAUCACCAGGCAACCUGCCUUGACGCGUUUGAGGACACCAAAGGCGAGGCCGGCGAGAAAAUGAGGGGCUUUUUGAAGACAGCGCAAGAACUCACCAGCAAUGGACUUGCCAUGGUCUCGGAAAUCUCUCGUCUCGUCGAUUCUCCUAAAUUGAACUCUCACCGUCGCCUCAUGUCCUCGUCAAAAGGCGGGCAGACAAAGAGGAAUUAUAAGCCAGUGCCAGGGUGGAUGAGUGAUCGCCAUCUGGAUCUCUUGACUGCCACUCCGGAGAGCUUGAAGCCCAACGUGGUUGUGGCUAAGGAUGGGACUGGCAAGUAUAAGACCAUCAACGAGGCCUUGAAGGAGGUCCCACAAAAGAGCAACGAGGCCUUUGUGAUUUAUAUUAAGAAGGGAAUGUACGAAGAGACUGUCAUCGUUGACAAGGAAAUGACCAAUGUUGUGAUGAUUGGUGACGGUCCAACCAUGACCAGGAUCAGCGGAAGCAAGAGCCACGCGGAUGGUAUCACAACCAUGAACACUGCAACCUUUGCCGCAGUUGGAAACUAUUUCGUUGCCAAGGGAAUUGGGUUCGAGAACACAGCAGGACACGUAAAGCACCAAGCCGUGGCACUGCGUGUGCAAUCCGACUUCUCCAUCUUCUUCAACUGCCACAUGGAUGCAUACCAAGACACACUCUACACCCAAACCUACCGCCAAUUCUACCGCGACUGCACCAUCACUGGUACAGUAGACUUCAUCUUUGGCGAUGGGGUGGCUUUGUUCCAAAACUGCAAGAUGGUGGUGAGAAAGCCAGGGGAAGCACAGGCUUGCAUGGUGACAGCACAAGGCAGGACUGACCGCAACGAGAUCACCGGCAUUUUCCUCCAAAACUGCACCAUCACCGGUGAGCCAGAUUACAUGGCUGUGAAGGAUAAGAACAAGGCAUACUUGGGGAGGCCAUGGAAGAAAUUUGCAAGGGUAGUUGUGAUGCAGUCAUCGAUUGACGAAGCCAUUGCACCUGAAGGGUGGACAGAAUGGACUGGUGAAAAAUACCACCAAAACUGCUUCUUUGGUGAGUACGGAAACAGGGGUCCUAGGAAGGACAUGACCCAAAGGGUCAAAUGGUCAACCGUCAAGAGACUCACUCCUGAUCAAGCUGCGGCUUUCACCCCUGCUAGGGUGUUUGAGGGUGAUAAGUGGGUAAAGCCCAGUGGGGUUCCAUAUGUUCCAGGCAUGAUGCCCGUGUAAUUCCCAAAUGAAAAGUUUGGGACACCAAUUUUCAUAUGAAAAUCUUACAAGACCAAUUUUUUAUAUAUAAAACAAAAAAACAAAUUUACAUCAUAGAGUA
Molecule: messenger RNA, 2042 nt
Organism: Malus domestica (apple)
Lineage: Eukaryota; Viridiplantae; Streptophyta; Magnoliopsida; Rosales; Rosaceae
Product: putative pectinesterase/pectinesterase inhibitor 28
Biological process (GO): cell wall modification
Molecular function (GO): pectinesterase activity; pectinesterase inhibitor activity
Source: RefSeq, a predicted model, not a curated record